This is a messenger RNA of Naegleria gruberi, 720 nucleotides long. RefSeq lists its product as uncharacterized. Gene Ontology annotation, cellular component: transcription regulator complex; nucleus. The record is from RefSeq and is a predicted model, not a curated record. The transcript is spliced from 2 exons. Gene Ontology annotation, molecular function: transcription corepressor activity; protein binding. Bases 1 to 720 code for a protein of 239 amino acids. Gene Ontology annotation, biological process: regulation of DNA-templated transcription; negative regulation of canonical Wnt signaling pathway. Lineage: Eukaryota; Heterolobosea; Eutetramitea; Acrasida; Naegleriidae.
AUGUCAAACAAUAACUUUGAACCUUCCGAUACAUUCGUACCUCGUAUUCUCUUCAAGACCUUAUUCGCCUCCGUGUAUAAGAAUUUUACAUGUAACAAACAAUUAAUGAUGGCCGAGUCUGUUAGAAUUAACGAACCUCAAAAUACCUUCAAACAUACUGUACUUGUUUCCCUCUAUAAUACAUGUAUGAGUAAUUUUGUAAAUAGAGAAUUUGAUUCACCAAUAGAAACCUCCAAAACACCAAAUGCUAAUAAGAAAAAUAUUUUGGAUUUGGAUUUAGUUCAACUUGAUAAGGUUUCGGAAGAAACAGUUAAAAUGUGGGACAUUAACUCAGGUAAAUGUUUCCAAGAAUUCCAAACCAACUCUAGAGUUUUAUCCCUCACCAACUCACCUGCUUCAGAUUUGAUUGUGUACGGAUUGGAAGAUGGAGGAUUAGAUUUGGUCACUUACAAGACACAAUCUAAUUCUCACAAUGUUAUUAAGCAUUCUGAUUGUGUUCUUACCACUAAAUUCUCUCCUAAAGGAAAUUACAUUAUUUCAGGAGCAAAGGGAGGCAUGCUUACCAUCUCUGGAGUUGAUGCAUGCUUUAGACAGCUUGCCUCAGAACUAUUGAGCAACUCUGUUCUGUCUUGUGAUGUUGUGAGUAGCACUGAUGGAGACUACAUCUCAGUUGGUACUUGGGAUAACAAGAUAUCAUUGUAUAAAUUAGUAGGUGUAUAA